GAUAAUACAUUUUUGUUUUUCUUCCAAAUGGAUUUAUUAAAUAUUGACUAGAAUAUUUAAUUUAAGCAUGUGCCUUUAAAGUCUGAUUCCUCCUCCAGCCUGCUUUUUUUUAAAGUGGCUUGAGGUGGAGCUGAAUAGGACACUGCCAAGAAAAUUAUAAGUAGUGGCCUCAGUUUGCUUAGGAACAUCCAGAGCUUGGAGGAUGGUACAGUAGUGGUCUAGACUCUAGAUAACUGAUUUAGGCACAUGGAAAUCUAGAAAAAUAACUGGUUUUUAUGGUUUUGUAGCUUUUAGAGACUUAUGUCUGUUGAAUAAAUACUUUUUUUCCUGUAGAGGAAAAUCUGCUGCCCACUGAAAUAAUUUUAUGAGGUUACUUUUAAGUUGGAAGUAUCUCCUAUGAACAAAGUUAAAUGUGCCAGUGUGAUUUAUUUUUGAAAACAUAGCAAAGUAAAAGAAAAAAAACGUACAGAGUACCAUUUCCCUGCCCUGCUUACAACUAAGGAGAAUUUGAAAGUGCAAUUUGAAAAAAUUGGCUUUUUCAUCCAACAUGACCGGUGGCCCAGCCUUGUCAUUUGCUCGGUGCCUGCUAAGAAGAAAAAUUGUCACUGGGGACAGUCUUGAAGAUUCAAAGCUAUGCCGCUGUUUAUCAACUGUGGAUCUUAUCGCUUUAGGAGUAGGAAGCACCCUUGGUGCUGGUGUUUAUGUCCUUGCUGGAGAAGUUGCAAAAGCAGAUUCUGGACCUAGUAUUGUCCUUUCUUUCCUCAUAGCUGCCCUAGCUUCAGUCAUGGCCGGACUUUGUUACGCAGAAUUUGGUGCUCGUGUCCCAAAGACUGGCUCAGCCUAUCUGUACACAUAUGUAACUGUUGGUGAAAUCUGGGCUUUUAUCACUGGCUGGAAUCUCAUUUUGUCCUACGUUAUAGGUACUUCAAGUGUUGCAAGAGCAUGGAGUGGAACCUUUGAUGAACUUCUUGGAAAACAAAUUGGUUAUUUUUUCCAAACCUACUUCAGAAUGAAUUACUCUGGCUUAGCAGAAUAUCCAGAUUUUUUUGCAGUCUGUCUAAUAUUACUCUUAGCAGGACUUUUAUCAUUUGGAGUAAAAGAAUCUGCAUGGGUAAAUAAAGUCUUCACUGCUGUUAACAUCUUGGUUCUGCUCUUCGUUAUGAUUUCUGGCUUUGUGAAAGGCAACAUUAAUAACUGGAAGAGAACUGAAGAAUUUCUGAUAAACUACACUGCAGAAAUAAAAAAUCUAUCAUCCUCUGAGAAUGUGACAAGUAUAUUUGGAGUUGGUGGCUUCAUGCCAUACGGCUUUACCGGAACACUAGCCGGUGCUGCAACGUGCUUUUAUGCCUUCAUAGGAUUUGAUUGCAUUGCAACUACUGGGGAAGAAGUCAGGAAUCCUCAGAGGGCCAUUCCUAUUGGAAUUGUAGCAUCUCUACUUGUCUGCUUUCUGGCCUAUUUUGGAGUUUCAGCUGCUUUGACACUUAUGAUGCCAUACUAUUUACUUGAUGAGAAAAGUCCUCUCCCUGUAGCAUUUGAGUAUGUUGGAUGGGGUCCAGCAAAAUACCUUGUAGCAGUCGGAUCUCUGUGUGCUUUAUCAACAAGUCUCCUUGGAUCCAUUUUCCCCAUGCCUCGUGUAAUCUAUGCUAUGGCAUCGGAUGGCUUGCUUUUCUCAUGUCUAGCUCAAAUCAACCCCAAAACGAAGACUCCACUUGUUGCAACUUUAUCAUCAGGGGCUGUCGCAGCUCUAAUGGCUUUUCUCUUUGACCUAAAAGCCUUAGUAGACAUGAUGUCAAUUGGCACACUUCUUGCAUACUCAUUGGUGGCUGCUUGUGUUCUCAUACUUAGGUACCAACCCAAUUUAAACUACGAGCAACCAAAAUAUUCAGCAGAAAAAGAGGCCCUUGCAGGAUCAGAAGGCGAAUGUAAAAGUGAAUCUCAAAUUAGCAUGAUACCAAGAAAGAGGUUUAAUUUACAAAUGCUAAUUAAUCCAUCAAGUUUACCAACUGAACAGUCUGCUACUGUGGUGAGCCUUCUUGUGGCCCUUUUGGCUGUCCUCGUUUGUGGAUUAAGCAUUCUGACAACCUAUGGAAUUCAUUCACUUGCAAAUAUGGAGCUUUGGAGUAUUUUUAUUCUUGCGUCUCUUUUCAUACUGUUCGUGAUGAUUAUGCUUAUCAUCUGGAGACAACCUCAGAAUCAGCAGAAAGUGACAUUUAUGGUUCCGUUCUUGCCGUUCUUGCCAUCUUUAAGUAUCUUAGUGAAUAUAUACUUGAUGGUACAGCUAAGUGGACAGACAUGGAUCCGGUUCAGCAUCUGGAUGGCAUUCGGACUCCUGAUUUACUUUGCCUAUGGCAUCCGGCAUAGUAUGGAAAGCUGUCCCAAGGAAGAAGAGGAAGAGGAUGACAGCUGCUCAGAAAGAAGCGAAACUUCAGAAAAGAAGCAUAUGGGAGAUACAAGUGAACUUGAACAUGCAAGUGAAAGUGCUCAGUUUAUUCCACAUGAAAAGACAAGUGAAUGCUGAUAAACCUGUUGUGUGCACUUUUAGGCAGUGAUGGCAGCCAAAUGGAGUUGCUGGUGAAAUGGUGAACUACUUGCUCCUCCUAAAUUAGCAGUAAACCACUUGUGCUUUAUGGAAACAUUAGUAGAAAUACAUGAAAGAUGAUCUAAAUUAGUUGCUAUGUAUCUCUUCCAUCAGAGACUUGCCUCAGAGGGUUGUAAUCUUUAAAAAACUGAGCAAGAAGGUGGAGGAAAUUUUCCAAGGGGGCCAAUCUGAUUCAUCUGUCAUGUUGGUGAUUUCCUUAACAACAUCUUCCAACUUUAACUGGCAUAUAUAACUAGUUCUCAAGGAGUAUCUAAAGAAGAAGAGUUGAAUAUUAUGGUUUAUAAUAUGGAGACGUAUUCUUAACUGCUUUUAAAAAUAGGGUAGCAUUGCUAAAUAAUCACAUAGCUACUUGAUUUCCAUCGUUCUCUGUGCCUUGUUUCUAAACCAGCCACCUCUUCUGUGAUGUCUUCUUUGUGUUGUUGCUCUAUGUUGCCCCUACCCUGUGAGAGGCUGAGGCUUUCCUUACCUGUGCAUUAUAUCAAAGGUAGCCUCAAGCUGUAUAAACUCAGUUAUAUUUUGCAAUGCAGAGUGAGGUAAUGGUCACUGACUGGGAACACAGCAAUUGUGACAGGAUGAGACUGGCAAGAAGGAUAGAAAAUGUAAUCCAAUACAAUAUUGUGCUGAUUUAAGGAUGAGUGGAGAUGACCUCAGCUCAGCAGUGGGGAAAGGUCCCAGAUUCAGAAAUUCCUGGGGGGAAAAAAAAACAGUUAUCUGAUCUAACUUCUGCUUUGCUCUUAUCUGUACACAGUAUAAAUCGUGACAAUUUUUCUAAAAAAUAUUUAAGAAUAUUUGAAACAGAUAUAUUUUAUAGAAAAUCUAGUUUGAAAUUCUGUUUAUGUUUUAUUUCCAAAUGAAUGAUUAAUUUAAACAAAUGAUGAAGCACUAGCAAAAUGGCACUUCUGUGGAACUGAAGUUUGCAAAAUGCUGAUGCAUCUGUUGACUUCCUUAAUAUAUGAAUGUCCUGAGCAGGUCAGCACUGCCAGAGAUUGGGCUGCAAAACUGUGCACCUAUAUACUACUUGGUAGAUUAUUCAAUUAAAUAUAGAAAAAAAACUAUUCAGAAACUGGCUGAUUUGGGGAUGUGGUGAGUAGAAUAAGCAUUGAACUUGCAUGUUCUUCUGUCCUGUUACAAAGCAUUUGAAAUGUUCUGUAUAGGUCAUUGACUGCUGUUUGCACAUUUCAUCAGAUCCUUAGCAGACAGUGAAUAGUAGCAGGCAGUGCAAGCUUUGGGCCUACUACCACUUGUUCUCAUCACCAUAAAUUGUGGUUUCUCUACAAUACCCAAACAUAGCCACUAAAUUCUUCUUCCUGUCUAGGAAGUAAUUCUCUUCAAAUUCUUUUGCCAUCAUAGGUGAUAUAAUAUUUAUUAAAUAACUCAUGGAUAAUUUUUUUUGUGAUGUUCCCUCUGUUUAUGAAAUAGAGGUAUGUAUAUAUUUGGAGAGAGGAGGAGGAAAUGAAAAACAUAGCUCAAAUGUUUUAGCAACACUAAUGUUUAAGUGCGAUAGGUCUUUGGGAUAAAGUAUGUUUACCAACAAAUGUAGGCACCUUCGUGCUGGUACCCACUGUUGAGACACCUUCAGUGUUGGUACCCAUUGCUGGCUUUACCUUUUGGGUAGGAUUAUGGCUUGACAUUGUAUAAGAUGGGCAAAUUAGUUCCCAGCAUAUUAUUUGGGAUAAGAAUCCAUUUUAGGAAGCGUCAUGUAUAAGUGUCAGCAAGUCCUAAAGAAAUUCUUUUUUCUUGAGUCCAAGAGGGUUUACUUUCACCUCUCUGUUUCACCAUGUAAGGAUUAUUUUUUUAAUUUUCAGGUUCAUUUUCCUUAAACAACCAAUAAAAUGCUAACAAAGGUAAUGAAUAUUUUGAAAAACCCAUAUCUAAUUAUGUGUUACUUUAAUAUACUGUACUUACAUUUGCACUAAUUUUUCCUACUUCAGCCUGCUUAUUUAUGUGUAACUUGUGAAACCAAUAUGUCAUUGCAGACUUUAGUAUGAAAAGCAGAUGUGGGAGCACAAUUAUUUUUUAAAAAAUGUAAGCAUACAACUACAUUUAGUUUUCUAUGCUCAAGUUUAUAUAAAUGGAUACAAAAACAUUUACAAAAAUGCAUGCAAUGGGAAAGCACUUUGAAGAAAUAACUGUGCUAUCACCAUUCGAUCAUCUCAGAUAUAUAUACUGAAAUUUUGUACAUGCAAAAAACUAUAUAUCUGGAUGUAUUACUUGUGUUAUUACUUAUAAAACAGCAAACAUACAUGACCUUAAAAAUAGUCUUUCUGUUUAAAUGAAAUUUAGGGAACUACUUUCUGAAGGAAAAUCAUUAAAAUAGAGAACUAGAUUUUUAAAAUUUUAGGAACCAUCUGUGGAAAAACACAACCUUGUGACUGAAAUUUCAUGUAAAUUACAUUAUUUAGGAUCAUACAGAAUAGUUCUCAUUCAAUUCCCAAACUGUUAUAAAAUUAGAUAGAUGAUAUUUUACUAUGGAAAUGAAAGAAUAACCAAGAAGAUUUUUUUACGUCUACAGUAGCUUUUCAAAGUAGCUACUUAAAGUUAUUUUAAACUGUUUUUAAGAUAUCUUUUCAUAACAAAUACGUCUAGCUUGUUUAAUUUUAAUAGAAAAAUGUACAUUGUAGAUUAUACAAGAGAAACCUUCAGAAAAAAUGUUCAUAUAUAGACAACAAACCCCGCUUGCUCUAAUGAUGUUACCUAGUUGAGUAAUGAAAUGUCUGCAAGCAAACAGCCAGGCUUAGAGAGCACCAAGAACUCCACAGAAAAUGUUAAACCUAAGACUUACAUAUAAUCAUCUUAGAUCAAAACCUUCACACAGUUCUUGAGAUUGGGGUGGUUUUUUGGGGUGGCUUUCCCAUUUGCUCCUUUGGUAAAAGCUGGGUGAUUCCGUGAUGGAAAAAUCUUUAGGCCCAUACCUAAGUACAUCUGUAAAUGCAAAUACACACUUAUUAAAUGUAUUACUUAGUAAUAUUGUCAAUAGACUUUGUUAUAUUCUUACACUACUCUGAGAAUAAGCCCCAUUAAAACUGAAGGUAAAUCCUAAAUCAGCAUACAGUCCAAUAAAUAGUUGUCAUGUACUUAUGGCUGAGCUAGUCAGUGGUAAUAGUGUCUCUGUUUUUAAUAGAAUAAAAAAUGCAAUUGUAUUUUCCUGCAGUCACUCUUAAAGCACACACAUCUAAUUGGAUGUGAUCACUUAACUGUACUUAUUUAUUUUGAAAUAUGUAAUAGCACUAUAAGGGAGCCUCAGUAAAAUACAUGCCUAGGCAUAAAAAUCUGAAGAUUUUGUAAUUUUUUACAACUUUUGUCCUUUGUAAUGUAGCAUUGAAUGAAAAAGUAUAUAUGAGUAGUCCUUAACUUACAACCAAUUAUUAAUGACUGUUCAAAGUUACAACAGCUCUGAAAAAAGUGACUUAUGACUAUUUUUCACAUUUAUGACUGUUGCAGCAUAUCCAUGGUCAUGUGAUCAAAAUUCAGACAGUUGGCAACUGACUCUUAUUUAUGAUAGUUGCAGUGUCCAGGGAUCAUGUGAUCACCUUUUGCAACCUGACAAAGCAAAGUCAAUGAGGCAGCCAAAUUCACUUAACGGUGUUCUAACUUCAAUGACUGACUUAAUAACUGUGACAAGAAAGAUUGUAAAAUAAGUAAAAACUCACUUAACUAUCUUGCUUAGCAAUGGAAAUUGUAGUUGUAAGUCAAGGACUACUUGUAAUGUAUUGGCUGUAUUCAGGCUUGUGUUGGCUGAAUCUUUACCCCAGUUACAAGCCAUUCUUUCAGAAGGUCCAAAUAUUUUUAGAAAGAUCUGAAUUAUAAAACACCUUUUUGUAUAUUGUAUAUUGAUUUUUUAAAUUUGUUCUCUAGAAACAGUAUUUUAUACGUGUACUCCUAUGUUGGGGGUUUUCAGUGUAAACAUUUUAUCAUAAAGCAAAGGGUAUUCAAAUGUAGUUUGGAGAAAAAUUCACUAUAAUGGGCCUUGUGUAGGGUGACUUGUAGUGAACCAAUGUUUUUGUAAAUAUGUAUUUUUUCUUUCUGUUCCUGGCAACCUCCCAUAAAACUCAGUUGAGUGGGAAAUCUCGGAAACUAGAAUAAACCUCAUAACAGGUCACAUGUCUAACAUUUUAUACAAAGUUAGCUGUAUCACUGCCUAUGUAUAUAUAAGUAGAUAGAUAACUGUAAUAAUUAUUACUGUGUAUAUGUUUGUUGUUUACUAAAGGGGAGAAUCUUUUUGUAAAAGUCAGGCACAAUAUUAUGUAAACAACUAAAGGAAAAAAAUCCACUUUUAUUAAUGUAUAAUCACUUGCAACAUGUGAAAUAGUAAAAGAAAGGUAAAUUGGUGCUUUGGUUUUUUUCACUUUGCCUGAUAAAAUGUUCUUGCUGUUGCUUACUGUAAAAUACUGCUUUGAAGAGGGUUGUGCAUUUGUUCUCUAUUUUUUAAAAUAAAACUGAAAAAUAUGCUGCAUAGAUCACUUUGUUGUUCUUAUUUGUGUUUGAGAAAAAAAUUACAAAGCAGCGCAGAGAAAAACACAUCAUAUUCAAAUAGUGUAAAAAAAUGUACAGGAACUUUAAACAAUGUUCAACAAGUUUGUGAUUAUCCUUUUAAUAGUUUGCCACUUUGUAAAUAAACAAGAUUUAUGGAAGCACAUAGUUUCAAAGCUACUAUUGUAUUAUAUUAUACUGCCAUAAUUAAAGUAUUAUUGCAAUCUU
This is a messenger RNA of Crotalus tigris (Tiger rattlesnake), 7297 nucleotides long. RefSeq names its product solute carrier family 7 member 2 (gene SLC7A2). NCBI's taxonomy places the organism in Eukaryota, Metazoa, Chordata, Lepidosauria, Squamata, Viperidae. The record is from RefSeq and is a predicted model, not a curated record. Gene Ontology annotation, biological process: transmembrane transport; amino acid transport. Gene Ontology annotation, cellular component: plasma membrane. Gene Ontology annotation, molecular function: amino acid transmembrane transporter activity. The transcript has 12 exons. The coding region runs from base 548 to 2518 and encodes 656 amino acids.